UAUCUGAAAUCUAGCUAACAAAAUAGCUACAAUUUGACAACUGCUGUAUUUAAUCUCUUUCAGCUAAAUAUGUUUAAAAACAAAAGUGCUUGGUUUUCAAACAGCGUAAGGAACGACAUUUCUAGGUUUUGGGUGUCUCAGGGUGGCGUUAUAUCCGGCUGGAAAACAGCAGAUUACCUCUUCAGUGACGAUGUUUCCUGUCCUGAGACUGAAAGGAUACAUGUUAGUGAUGUCUAUGCUAUGGACAGACUCACAGUGUUCCACAGCGCCUAUCUCUCAGCUUGCCGACUACGACAGAGCACCAAGUCUGUGCCGCUGGGUCACUACACGCUGCCUCCUGCGUCUGUACAGAGAGAGGUGAGAGCCAUGAUGGGAAGAUUCAUUUGGGAGCAGGAUGAGUUGGAAAAGGUUACGAUACAUGGAAACAGAAACCCAGAGCAGACUGUGAAUGCUCUGCCUGAAGGUGGAAGUCUGAAGAAGAAAGGAAAGAUAAGCCAGGAAGACUGCAUGAACCCAUGUCCAUCAAGGGAUGAGCCAGCCUGCUGUGACGUGCAAUUCUAUCCUGUAAACAACAUGGUUUCAGGAUACACACAUAUUGACCAGCUCGAGAAGUACUCUGGAGAACUACAUGACUUCCUUCCAUCCCACACUGGUUAUUCAGUCUCUAUUACACACAGGAGACAUCCUUAUCAACACAGGCUGGGGCAAUUUUAACACAUUUUAAUUUAUUAUUAAGGGUAGAAACUACUGUUUACCAUUUUAAUGCUCUUGGGGACAUUGAGAUAAGACCUGGUUAUAAUCUUAUGUUAAUGAGAGUUUGUGAUUCAUUUCAUGGUGCAUCAGCAUUAUGCAAGCUUCACAGAUCCAGGCAAAAUAAAGUACACCAUUUGCAGAUGUUCCUGUUGCAAUGCCAAGCUUAAUUUCAGAUAUAACCAGAUGACUGUAAAUAAAUUAAUUCUGCCUAAGAA
This is a messenger RNA of Pygocentrus nattereri (red-bellied piranha), 968 nucleotides long. It is a transcript of the gene terb2, whose product is annotated as telomere repeat binding bouquet formation protein 2. Gene Ontology annotation, biological process: meiotic attachment of telomere to nuclear envelope; homologous chromosome pairing at meiosis. The transcript is spliced from 7 exons. Gene Ontology annotation, cellular component: nuclear inner membrane. Lineage: Eukaryota; Metazoa; Chordata; Actinopteri; Characiformes; Serrasalmidae. The record is from RefSeq and is a predicted model, not a curated record. The coding region runs from base 70 to 714 and encodes 214 amino acids.